GUAGUUAAUUAUUAUUGGAUUUAUGUUGGGAGAGAGCUAGGUAGGUGGCAUGGCGACCCACAUCCUGAUGUUUCCGAUACCUCUGCAGGGCCCCGUCAAGUCGAUGCUCAAGCUGGCGGAGCUCCUCCGCCCCCACUUCCAGAUAACUUUCCUGGUGACGGAGCACAUCCACCGGCGGCUGCUCCGCCACUCCAACAUCUCCGACGACGACGACAGCGACGGGGCCGGGUUUCGAAUCCGGGCGAUCCCGGAUGGGCUGCCGGAGGAGCAUCCCCGGGGGGGCGACGACUUCCUGGAGAUUUUGGAGUCCCUGAAGAAGACGAGCAGGCCUCUGUUGAGGGAGAUGCUGAUUUGCAGCAGCAGCAGGAAGAAGAUCUCCUGCGUGGUGGCCGACGGGAUCCUGGGAUUGAGCUGCCACGUGGCGGAGGAGGUCGGGAACGGCGUGGGUGUGUUCCACGUGAGGACCAUCAGCGCUGCGUGCCUUUGGGUCUUCUUCUGCCUUCCCAGAUUGAUCAGAUCUCGAGACCUUCCAUUUCAUGUUAUAUUUAAUUUUUUUCUUCUAGGAGAUGACUUAGAUACACCAAUAAAAAGCAUACCAGGCAUGGAAAGUUAUCUCCGCCGUAGAGAUUUGCCGGAAUUCUGCCGGUCCGGCGACAUAAACCAUCCAAUGAUCGAGUUGUACAAGAAAGAAGGUUCUGAGAAUCCUCGAGCCCAUGGUCUCAUACUAAACACAUUCGAGGAACUCGAAGGGCCAAUACUCUCGGAGUUACGCAAAGUGUGUCCAAACAUUUACACCCUCGGCCCUCUACACGCCCAUUUAAAAGUCAAACAAAUGUCACCAGACACAUUCUCGAAUAGCCUGUGGCAAGAAGAUCAAACAUGCGUGACAUGGCUCGAUGCGCAACCCCCAAAGUCCGUCAUCUAUGUGAGCUUCGGGAGCCUUGCUUUGAUAACACAUCAACAAUUAAUGGAGUUUUGGUACGGUUUGGUGAACAGUGAGCAAAGAUUCUUGUGGGUGAUACGACCUGAUUCUGUGAUCGGAAAAGAUUGGGAAGACCGACUUCCCAUUGAGUUAUCAAAAGGUACAAAGGAGAGGGGAUACAUUGUGGAUUGGGCGCCGCAAGAAGAGGUGUUGGCGCAUUCUGCCAUUGGAGGAUUUUUAACGCACAGUGGAUGGAAUUCGACACUAGAGAGCAUAUACGAAGGGGUACCAAUGAUUUGUUGGCCAUAUUUUCUCGACCAACAAGUGAAUAGUAGGUUAGUCGAGGCAGAAUGGAAGUUGGGAUUGGACAUGAAAGAUACAUGUGAUAGAAGUACGAUUGAAAAUAUGGUGAGAGAUCUUAUGGAUGUGCGGAAAGAAGAGUUUGCACUACGAGCAAAGCACAUGGAAAAUUCAGCUAAAGCGUCCCUUAGCGACGGUGGGACAUCGCAUGCGAACCUUGAGCGCCUGAUAAAUGAUAUCAAAUUUAAAGCACGGUAAGUUGUUUCUGCGCGCUUUCGAAGUGUGGGAAGGAGUUUUUUCGAAGAAAUUUUACUAUAACACGGAGGAUAUCUUUUAGUAGAUAUCUCAAUUUAUGUAGAUGUGAAUAUGAACCAUGAAAUAAUAUAGACUUUCAUUUCUUUACA
Messenger RNA from Andrographis paniculata, 1626 nucleotides. RefSeq names its product 7-deoxyloganetic acid glucosyltransferase-like. The record is from RefSeq and is a predicted model, not a curated record. Lineage: Eukaryota; Viridiplantae; Streptophyta; Magnoliopsida; Lamiales; Acanthaceae. Gene Ontology annotation, molecular function: UDP-glycosyltransferase activity. The coding region runs from base 50 to 1480 and encodes 476 amino acids. The transcript is spliced from 3 exons.